AUGUCGACUUCUCAGCCAAAAAUCGCCGUUGUUGGAGGUGGCCCUGCUGGAUUGACAAUUGGUCUUCUGCUCCACAAGCGAGGUAUCCCGUGCACAAUAUUUGAGCUCCGCCAGAAACCUACCGACGAAGAGAUAGCCAAGCCUUCCGGGGUGCUCGAUCUGCAUGAAGAAUCCGGUCUAGCUGCUGUCCGUGAGUGUGGGUUAUACGAGCAGUUUCUCAACUUUACUGGUGAAUGCUCCGAGGCAAACAAGGUUUCGGACAAGGAGGGCAACAUCCUGUACGAGGACAAAGGGGAGAUGAGCCAUCGCCCAGAGAUCUCCCGCCACAACCUCACAAAUCUCCUGGCGUCGCAUUUGCCGGCUGAUUCGAUUCAAUGGGGCCACAAGCUCCUCUCAGCUUCUCCACAAAGCGAAACUAGGCAGACCGUGCUCGACUUCGGUACCAACGGCAAGCAUGCUUUCCACCUGGUUAUUGGUGCAGAUGGUGCCUGGUCUCAAGUUCGCAGAAUGUUGACAGAUGUGAAGCCACAAUACGCGAACACACAGAGCUUGGGUGUGACAAUCCGGCAUAUCACAUCUAAGUACGCACACUUGGCAGAGUUCGUCGGUGAUGGCAGCUUCACCGCGCUUGGUAAUCGACAUGGCGUCAUGUCUCAACGCGGAUCGCAAGACUCGGCUCGCAUCUAUGUCUUCCUCACACAUGAAGACGAGCAAUUUCAUAUCUCAUCAGGAAUGGCGGACCAACCGGCUACAUUUGCCAAGGACCGACUCUUGAAGGACGACGCACUGCUUGGCCAAUGGGGACCAAUCCUCAAGGAGCUGGUGACUGUCGCAUGCGACGAGGAGGCUGCGGACAAUCCAGGUACCCCGGUUGAGAUUCGGCCGCUCUAUAUGCUCCCCCUUGGGACUUCAUGGGAGCACAAUCCCAGCGUGACGGUCAUUGGUGAUGCAGCGCAUUUGAUGUGUCCGUGGGCUGGCGAGGGAGUCAAUGUGGCCAUGUGGGACUCGUUGUUGCUCUCUCAUGCAAUUAUUAAAGCUUAUGAGGUUUCCGGGCGAGAUGGCAGCUCGUUUCAAAAGGCGCUCUCUCCAGCGAUGAAGGAUUUCGAGGUGGAGAUGGUGGCUCGCGCAACGAGGUUCUCAGAAGAAGCCGUCCAGAACGGGAAGAUGCUAUUUGGGGAGGAUGCUGCGAAGGCUUUCGCAGAUUUCUUUCUCAGCAUGCAGCAAUAUAUUGAGAAUACACAGCGAUAA
Molecule: messenger RNA, 1248 nt
Organism: Penicillium riverlandense
Lineage: Eukaryota; Fungi; Ascomycota; Eurotiomycetes; Eurotiales; Aspergillaceae
Product: FAD-dependent oxidoreductase
Exons: 1
Coding region: 1-1248 (415 amino acids)
Molecular function (GO): FAD binding
Source: RefSeq, a predicted model, not a curated record